ACACUUCAAAAUCUCCUGCCAAAUCACAGCAUCGAUCGGAAAAGAUCUAAGAAGCGUCGACGACCGAAUUCACCUACAAACCAUGGGGAAGAUAACUCCCCGAUACUAGAACAACUCUUAAACAAAAUGUCUACGAUCAGUUCUACAGUAGAGAAACUCAAUGAACACAUGACAAGCCUUGAAUUUGCAAGGCUGAAAUACACCGAGAAUAUGGCAGCCGAACAAGAUGACACAAGUUGUCCUGAACCAACAGAUGUCUCAGAUCAGCUUUCUAUUGCUGUCCCACCGGACACAGAUAUAGAAAGUUAUAGUCCAGUAAUCCUGGACCCCAAUUUUAGCCACAAAGUUGGCAACAUAACGAGCAAAUCACUUACCCAAGGUCAUAACAAUGACACCACUUGUUUAUCAGAAAACAACAAUGGCAACGGCGGAAAGAACCUUUCCGAAGGGGAGGCCCAGUCUAGCCAGGAUAGUGCAAAGCGCUUACCAUUUGAUCCUGUGGCUGAAGAUCCUAGGGGAGCCUUCUACGGUAUUUAA
This is a messenger RNA of Paramuricea clavata, 537 nucleotides long. NCBI's taxonomy places the organism in Eukaryota, Metazoa, Cnidaria, Anthozoa, Malacalcyonacea, Plexauridae. The record is from the annotation of a GenBank genome assembly.